Messenger RNA from Alternaria triticimaculans, 471 nucleotides. RefSeq lists its product as uncharacterized. Bases 1 to 471 code for a protein of 156 amino acids. The transcript has 2 exons. The record is from RefSeq and is a predicted model, not a curated record. Lineage: Eukaryota; Fungi; Ascomycota; Dothideomycetes; Pleosporales; Pleosporaceae.
AUGAUAGACUGGUUCCUAAGCAAAGGGGCGGAUAUCACCGAUUGCUGGCCGGAGUCAAAGAUCACCGCGUCACAUUUCAUCAGCACAGAAGUGGCCCACUUGCUCAACACUGAAUCAGCGAUUAUAGAAGAUCUCUACGAUCGUGCGCCUCCACCGCGAUACACCCCAGACAGGUUGCGCCGCGUCCAAGAAGAAGACGCCUAUCUCGUACGUCUGCUAGAAGACUUGGUACCUCUCUUUGACGCACGGUACGACUCGCAUGACGGAGAUCUAUUAUCUUUUAUCGACGACGUACUAGUACCGGAAAUGAACAUCUUGUUGGAUCAAAUGAAGCAAGAGGACGAGACUGCACAUGCUGCAGGUAGACGAGCAAUGGGUGUCAUCAUGGUUGAUGAAGGCGAGCACGGUUUGAUCGAAGAAAACGAAAGCGAAUCGCUUGAUGAGGUCGAGAGCGAUGCUGUGGACGAGUAA